GCCGGGGCCGGAGCCCGGCGGGCUGGAGCUGGAGCCAGGCAGAGCCGGGCAGGGCCGGGCCAGGCGGUCCGGAGUGAGCGGAGCGCGGCCGGGACGCGCGUCAUGGACCCGAAGGCGGGUGGCGGCGGCGGCGGCGAGGAGGACGACUGCGUGGACUCGGGCGCCGAGACCGGAGGGUCUGACUACAGCCACUUGUCCUCAACCAGCAGUGAGCUUUCCGUGGAAGAGGCGCAAGACCCUUUCCUAGUGAGCAUCCACAUCAUCUCAGACCCAGGGGAGUCCCAGCCGCUGCAGGAAGCCAUCGACAAGGUGUUGGCCUGGAUCCACCCAGACCUCCCUCUGUUCCGGGUGUCAGAACGGCGGGCUGGCCGGCAUAGGCGGCGGAAGCCCCCCAAGGACUCACAGCCCUCACUGGCCGUGGUGCUGUUCCUGCAGGAGGAAUAUGGUGAGGAGCAGAUCCUGCAGUUGUACCGCAUGCUGCAGCGGCCACCCUGGCGCCACCACCACACAGAGCAGGUGCAUGGCCGGUUCCUGCCCUAUCUGCCCUGUAGCCAGGAUUACUUCACACUGGCCCCUGGGACCCCACUGUGGGCCAUCAGGCCUGUGCACUAUGGCAAGGAGAUUGUGCGCUUCACCAUCUACUGUCGCCACGACAACUAUUCAGACAGCCUCCGGCUCUAUGAGCUCAUCCUGCGCCGGAGCCCCAGCCAGAAGAGAGCGGACUUCUGCAUCUUCCCUAUUUUCUCCAAUCUGGAUGUGGAUAUUCAGUUCUCCCUCAAAAGGCUACCCUGUGACCAGAACCCGGUGCCCACCGACUCCUCUGUGCUAGAGUUCCGGGUGAAGGACAUCGGUGAGUUGGUGCCACUCUUGCCCAACCCCUGCAGCCCCAUCAGUGAGGGGCGCUGGCAGACCGAGGACCAUGAUGGCAACAAGAUCCUUCUGCAGGCCCAGAAGAAGCACAGGAAGUUCACCAAACCCAACAGAGCACACCACUCCUAUGAGAAGAAGCCUCAUUAUGCUCCUUCACCCACUACCACUGCACCUAGCCAUGCACCGGGCAUCAGAGAGCCAACCCCAUUCACAGUGCCCAGCCGGAGGAGUUUGCCUCCUGAGCAGCAGCAGGAAUGUGCCAGACUAGCCAGUAGCAUCCCUUGCCCUCCCUGGUCUUUCCAGAGAAGCAAGUCCUUGUUUUGUUUGCCCACCCAAGGCCCCUCCUCAGUCUCUUCAGCUGAACCACAGUGGUUUUCUAACAUCGAUGCCCCAAGCCACAGGGCAUCAGAGAGGAAGUCUGGUCACCUCUUCUCCAUUGAUGAUUUAGAGGGGGCCCAGGAGACAGAUGUAGACACAGGCCUGCGGCUGUCCUCCUCCGACCUAUCAGUGGUCUCAGCAUAUUCUGCCCCAAGUACGUUCUGCAGUUCUGUGGAAACUUCCCUGUCUUCUGAAAGAUUCAACAGCCACAAGCCAGCACACAAGGAUCCCAGAGAAGAAAGACCUCUACCUACAGCCAGUGGGAUGACCCCAGAAUCCUCAUGGACUCCCCUCCCCUUCCUCACCAAAGGGUCUGCCAGCUCCUCAGAGACAGCCAUCACUGCCCCCCCAGCUUUCAGUGCCUCGUCACUCAGAGAAUCAUCCACACAGCUCCCUUCUGAUGCCCCCAAAACUACAAGGGCUGACCAAAAUAUACCACCACCAGCAGCAGCAGCAGCAGUGGCUGACGUGGAGGAGUUCUACAUCUGAUCAUGGCUUGUCUUCCAAACACAAACUCAGACCCACAGGCUCAGGUCCCCCAGUGUUCUCAGCCUGGAUUUCCAGGUCUAUCUGGGACACGUUAAUCCGUUUCUGGGGGUUUAUUAGCACAGAGGCCCUGCCACACCUCCUUAGCUGAGACAAUGUAUUUCUAGGGACAUGGUGGAAAAAAAUACUGACAUUUCUAUGCAAAUAAGUUCUCCACAAACUUAAGUCCUAAAAUAUAUUUUGAAUAUUCCAUUAUACAAUUUAAAUGCUUUGUAUAAUUAUUUAAGAUGAAGAGAAAACCCAGUCAGCCAGAGCUGACUUGGCAAAUGUUUCAUGCUGUGAAAGUGAAACAAUUAAAGCCAACAUGUUGAAUGUGGGAGAGAAAGCAAGUGACUUCUAAGAGCUAUCCAAGCACAAUGACAGAAAGUACGGCUUAUUGGAGUCUCCCCUCCCCCAUAGAUUUAUAUUUCCACAGGACAAUGGCCCUAGAAAUUUGCAAGUCUUGCUUAGAGCUGACAGGCAGCCUAAGAUGGCUGUCAGCUUACAUCAGACUGCAAAAUGCCUCCCUUCAAAACCCCUGCAGCAUACGAAAAUCUGGAUUUGGACCAAAGUGGCUAAUAUGCUUUGAAGAAUUUAGCAUGAGUCACAGAUUCCCGGUGCAGUUAAAUAAUUUCAGUUCUCAAACCUAGAUUUGCAAAUACUUUUUCAACAACACAUUCACUGUCAUGAAUGAUGGGCUGAAGAUCAGUCCACCAUCUAGGCUGAUUUGGAUCACCCAGACAGACACGGUCUUUGGAGAUAAAGUAUAAUAGGAUGUGAAACAUAAUGGUUAGACGGGCUUCAUAAGACUCUUCCACUUUCAAAAGCACAAUCCAAGGGCCACAUCCAUAGCUCUGUAAGUGACAGGAGCCACAUUUUACACUGUUUUCUUUUCUCAAGAAAUAUACAUGGCUCUCCUAUGUUCUUCAUUUUUUUAAUAACUUGGAAUGUUUCAGCCAGUGUUUUCUGACUGCACAGAUGAGCAAGUGUCACCCUUCCCCCACAGUGGGAAGCCACCCAAAAUACUCUUUCUGAGCGAACACUGGUACCCUGCUAGCCUUCGUGAGGACAUGGGAGCCUUAAUUAAAGCUGAUGCUUUAACCCAACAUUGGCUUUUCCGGUCUAUUGUCCCAUUCUGCCACCCUGUGAAUGGCAUUUAAGUCUCCCUGUAAGGAUAUGUUUACAACUGCAAUGUCAGCAAUGCCAAGUGCUAGCAUCAGGGGCAAUGCGUCCCUGAUGCUAUUUAAUAUUUACAGAGAAACAACAUGGACCUGCGUUGUUCAUUUACCAGCCUGGUGCUCCUUGCCUGAAUUACUCAGGAGCCACGUUUCUUCUCCGGAAGUGUUCACACCAGCUGUCACAUGGCCUCCAGGCUGCUGUUACCAGUCAUCAGACUUGAGCUGCAACCUAAGGUGGGCCACCCUGUAGCAAGGGCUUUAGAUCCUUCCUCAAACACCCUGGACUUCCCAGGACUUGGGAUUGUAAUAUUCUGCUCCAAUGUAAAUAAA
This is a messenger RNA of Dipodomys spectabilis (banner-tailed kangaroo rat), 3281 nucleotides long. RefSeq names its product family with sequence similarity 124 member A (gene Fam124a). The coding region runs from base 103 to 1737 and encodes 544 amino acids. The record is from RefSeq and is a predicted model, not a curated record. The transcript is spliced from 4 exons. NCBI's taxonomy places the organism in Eukaryota, Metazoa, Chordata, Mammalia, Rodentia, Heteromyidae.